This is a messenger RNA of Micropterus salmoides (largemouth bass), 1943 nucleotides long. RefSeq names its product zinc finger protein 182. Gene Ontology annotation, molecular function: DNA-binding transcription factor activity, RNA polymerase II-specific; RNA polymerase II cis-regulatory region sequence-specific DNA binding. The record is from RefSeq and is a predicted model, not a curated record. Gene Ontology annotation, biological process: regulation of transcription by RNA polymerase II. The transcript is spliced from 4 exons. The coding region runs from base 117 to 1238 and encodes 373 amino acids. Lineage: Eukaryota; Metazoa; Chordata; Actinopteri; Centrarchiformes; Centrarchidae.
CCUUUCGUGUUCCCACAAUCCUUUGCGGCACAGCGAUACCACAUAUUUGAUUAAGGAGAAACGUCGCUACGCUGGGAAUCUUGCCAACAGUUCGCAAUAUUAGCCUCCCCGUCAAGAUGAUGUGCGACACCGCAAGCAGAAGUUUUCGGUCGCAGUUAGCCGCUAUCCUGGACAAGCUAACGAAGACGGCUUUGGUUGAAAUAGGCAGCCUAGCUGAUGAAUGCUCAUCCGUCCUUCACACCGAGAUAUCCCUGCACAAGACGGAGAAUGAGGUGUUGAAGAAGAGGUGUUACUCACUGGAGGUCCAGCUGAGAGCAGCCAGGGAGGCACAGUCCUACUCUGCACAUGUCAACAAUGUCAGCCGCCGGCACCUUGCAGAACAGCACCAGCUUGCUCCAGCCAUCGACGGGGUUUUUGGAAAGGACUGGUGCAUGGAUCUGUGGAGAGAAGAUAAAAUCCCCCCUCAAAGAAAAGAGACAGUGGAGCCGGCUGCUAUGACAAGCAUGGGAACACCGGCAAUAGAUUUAAUGGAGAGAGACCCUGAUCUCAUCUUUGUAAAGGAGGAGGCAUAUGAUGAUCAUCCCAUUGGCCUGCAGAUGAGGCUCACCGAUAACAGAAAAGUUGCUGGAAUUUUUGAGGAGGACAGCAUGCUUCAUAGAUCUGUUGAUGAUCUGCAGCUUCACUCAGGGGAAUUAAGCAACUUCUCCAUGACGGCUGACGGUCAAACACAACAACGCACACCACAGCCUACAAUUAUGGACAAGUUAAUAGAUGAUGCAACAAUGAGCACUCUAGUUGACAACACAAAUCCUCCAUCAGCCACUGCUGAAUACUCUGACUAUACGAACAAUAUCCACAUGAACACAACCAAAGAACUCACCCUUCAGCAAAAACCUGUGAAGCCACUAAAACAGUUUCAGUGUUUAUUCUGUGGGAAAACAUUCAACUAUUUGAGCAGUUUAAAAGUCCACAUCAGGCGGCACUCCGGUGAGAAGCCCUUCAGCUGCUCAGUUUGCGGGAAGCGGUUUGCACAGAAAACAUACCUGAAACUGCACCAGCGCGUGCACUCGGGGGAGAAGCCUUACAGCUGUCCAGACUGCGGCAAAAGCUUUUCCCAGAAAAGCUCUUUGAACAUACAUCUUCGAACACACACCGGGGAAAAGCCUUAUAGCUGUGUGGAUUGUGGGAAAUGUUACGCAUACAAGUAUGGUUUGAAUCACCACCAGUGUUUCAAUUGACUGGUCAAACCACAUGGUUAUUGGUUAGAAGUCUAACUCUGAUCAGAACUGUCACUUCUUCUACUAAAGUGCUCUCUUUGUUGCUCAAAGUGGCUCAACGUGUGCCAAAAUGUCUAUACGAAACUAAAACGUGGAUGAAAAAUGUAGAUUUGAACUAUUCCAGCCUAGAUAAAAGAAAAGCUAAUUUUAUAGCCUACGUGGUUAACAGCUCUGCUGUAAAGUCUUAGCUUAUUUGAUGUGUUUUUAGCUUUAUUGCUAAGAGAAAUGUUGCAGCAGCCAAAAAAGAUUACAAAGAAUAACUGUCCUUUCUGGUGUACCAUUUGAAUUGGUGGGAUUAUGUUUAUUUGAUUGGUUAGGGGGUUUAUUGAGAUGUUUGAUACUCUUAACAAGCCUUUAAAAGGUACAAUGUAUAAUUCCUGGCCACAUGCCCCAAACAAAUUGCAGUGAUACUAUUUCUAAUAGUUCUGGUGGAUGGCCAGAUGGCAACAUUUCAUCAUGUGGAGGAAAAAAUCAGGGGAAUUGAAACUUCAUGAGGACAGAGUGGAGAGGGACAGAGAAGUCAAAAGGGUUGGAAAGCAUGGGAUGCAUAACUUAAACAUUGAUCAGAAUCAUAUCAUUUAUAUUGUGUAUAUAGAUUAUCAGUGUGAUUCUUGCCAUAUUAGCUCGAGAUUGAAUGUAUUAAACUAAAAUUCUGGCCAUAUCUUA